AAACGGUGUGAAAAAAUAAGUUUGGAAAGCAGGGUGUUCAUCUUUUGUUUGUUGAACAAAUUAAAAACAGUCGUCGUCGUGUAGUGGACUAAGAGCUGAUAAGGUACAACUCGGGAUCACACAGGAGUCAACGUGAGCGUCGUCAUCCUACGACAAGGUGCCGUGUGUAAGGCGACGGUGUGACCGGUCGGCAUGCCGAAACAUGUGAGGUAAUAAUCACCUGUUUCGCAUCUAGCAUUAAAGUUUGCUUCUAAAAGCGGCAAAGCAACUACCCUUCUCUUCUCUCACUCUAACUGGAUACGUGGGAAAUUAAUUUCAGCUGAAAAACAAUAGCAACAAGAUCUCCCCGACUUCAUCUCAAAGUAAGGAAUUCUCUAGAGGCCAAGCAUUUCGAGAUUUCUUCGCACAAUAUUUAGUUAUAUUCUUUUGUGCUUAAAUGAAGCUUCAAGUGAAGUAUUGUUCUUUUAUGGUUUUAACCGACAAAAAACCUUUAAAACCUUGUGUUGCUUUUCUUCAAAUCUAUUAGCAACUUUGUGUUAGCUAAAUUAGAGGUUUUCGAAGAGUUGGAAGCGGUGGAAAUUGUUAUUUGUUUAUUUAUUUAUUUGAUGAAUGUGGACGGUGAGCUGAGUUAUUCUCUCAUAUCAGAUUUAGAGUGUGAAAAUGCCUGAAGAAAGGAGGAGGAGGCAUUUUGGAAAACUUUAUUCGUUUUCGUGUUGUUCGAAUUUACCUACUGAUGAUCAUACCCAAAUUGGGCAAAGCGGGUACUCGAGAGUGGUUCAUUGUAAUGAUCCUGAUAACCCAGAAGCUCUUCAGCUCAACUAUAGGGGAAAUUAUGUAUCCACUACUAAGUAUACGGCGGCUAAUUUUCUUCCCAAGUCUUUGUUUGAGCAAUUUAGGAGAGUUGCAAAUAUCUAUUUUCUAGUUGUGGCAUUUGUUUCGUUUAGUCCGUUGGCACCGUAUUCUGCACCGAGUGUUCUUGCACCUCUUUUAGUGGUAAUUGGAGCAACUAUGGCCAAGGAAGGUGUGGAAGAUUGGAGGCGAAGAAAGCAGGAUAUAGAAGCCAACAAUCGAAAGGUCAAAGUGUAUGGUAAAGGUCAUACUUUUAUUGAGACCAAGUGGAAGAAUCUCCGAGUAGGUGAUAUUGUUAAGAUUCAUAAAGAAGAAUAUUUUCCUGCUGAUCUGCUACUACUUUCAUCAAGCUAUGAUGAUGGAAUAUGUUAUGUUGAGACUAUGAACUUGAUGGGGAAACCAAUUUGA
Messenger RNA from Mangifera indica (mango), 1257 nucleotides. RefSeq names its product probable phospholipid-transporting ATPase 8. The transcript is spliced from 2 exons. Lineage: Eukaryota; Viridiplantae; Streptophyta; Magnoliopsida; Sapindales; Anacardiaceae. Gene Ontology annotation, molecular function: ATPase-coupled intramembrane lipid carrier activity. The record is from RefSeq and is a predicted model, not a curated record. Gene Ontology annotation, biological process: phospholipid translocation. The coding region runs from base 661 to 1257 and encodes 198 amino acids. Gene Ontology annotation, cellular component: plasma membrane.